AUGGACUGUGGGCCACCUGCCACCCUCCAGCCCCACCUGGCCAGGCCACGUGGCGCUGCCCACCGCCCAGUAGCCGUGUGCCAACAGGAGAGUCUGUCCUUUGCAGAGUUGCCCACGCUGCAGCCCCCGAGCCCUGUGUGUCUGGAUCUCUUCCCUGUCGGCCCAGAGGAGCUGCAGGCUCCUGGCAGCCGCUGGUCCCUGGGGACCCCUGCUCCUCUCCAAGGGCUGCUAUGGCCACCAUCCCCAGGAGUCUCAGACACCGAGAUCUCCACCAGUGGGGGGAUGCGGCCCAGCAGGGCUGGCAGCUGGCCGCACUGUCCUAGUGCCCAGCCCCUGGCUCUGGAGGGACCCUGGAGUCCCCAGCACCCACAGCCACAGCGCCGGGCCAGCCACGGCUCAGAGAAGAAGUCAGCCUGGCGCAAGAUGCGGGUGUACCAGCGUGAAGAGCUCCCUGGCAGCCCCGAGGCCCAUGCUGUCUUCCUGGAGCCUGGCCAGGCAGCAGAGCAAGCCCUGAGCACAGAGGAUCCUCGGCCGCUGGAGCUGUCCGGGCCCUCCCGCUUAGGCCUGGAGGGGCCUGAGCGGAGGCGCUUCUCCGCCUCUGAGCUGAUGACCCGCCUGCACUCCUCCCUGCGCCUGGGGCGGAAUUCCGCAGCCAGAGUGUUGACCCCAGGGUCAGGCGCUGGAGCAGCUCGGGAAGGGAAAGCGUCGGGAAGGGAGUCGCGCAGUGUAGAGAUGAGGGUGGACGGUAUGGCGAUGCCAGCCCCUGUUGACCUGAGCGGGGGCCAGAGCGGCUGGCCCGAGCCCAGGCUGGACGCGCAGGAAGAGCUGGCUCUGGGUCCCAGGAGCGCCAGCGAGCGGCGCCAGUCACGGUUUCUCCUAAACACGGUCCUCUACCAGGAAUACAGCGACGUGGCCAGCGCCCGCGAACUGCGGCGGCAGCAGCGCGAGGAGGAGGGCCCGGGGGACGAGGCGGAGGGCGCGGAGGAGGGGCCCGGGCCGCCGCGCGCCAACCUCUCCCCGAGCAGCUCCUUCCGGGCGCAGCGCUCGGCGCGAGGCUCCACCUUCUCGCUGUGGCAGGACAUCCCCGACGUGCGCGGCAGCGGCGUCCUGGCCACGCUGAGCCUGCGCGACUGCAAGCUGCAGGAGGCCAAGUUUGAGCUGAUCACGUCCGAGGCCUCAUACAUCCACAGCCUGUCGGUGGCCGUGGGCCACUUCUUAGGCUCUGCUGAGCUGAGCGAAUGUCUAGGGGUGCAGGACAAGCAGUGGCUGUUCUCCAAACUGCCCGAGGUCAAGAGCACCAGCGAGAGGUUCCUGCAGGACCUGGAGCAGCGGCUAGAGGCAGAUGUCCUGCGCUUCAGCGUGUGCGACAUUGUGUUACAGCACUGCCCCGCCUUCCGCCGGGUCUACCUGCCCUACGUCACCAACCAGGCCUACCAGGAGCGCACCUACCAGCGCCUGCUCCUGGAGAAUCCCAAGUUCCCUGGCAUACUGGCUCGCCUGGAGGAGUCUCCCGUAUGCCAGCGCCUGCCCCUCACCUCCUUCCUUAUCCUGCCGUUUCAGAGGAUCACCCGCCUCAAGAUGCUGGUGGAGAACAUCCUGAAGAGGACAGCACAGGGCUCAGAAGAUGAAGAUGUGGCCACCAAGGCCUUCAAUGCGCUCAAGGAGCUGGUGCAAGAGUGCAAUGCCAGUGUGCAGUCCAUGAAGAGAACAGAGGAGCUCAUCCACCUGAGCAAGAAGAUCCACUUCGAGGGCAAGAUCUUCCCACUAAUCUCUCAGGCCCGCUGGCUGGUUCGGCACGGGGAGCUGGUGGAGCUGGCACCACUGCCCGCGGCGCCCCCUGCCAAGCUGAAGCUGUCCAGUAAGGCAGUCUACCUGCACCUCUUCAAUGACUGCUUGCUGCUCUCCCGGCGGAAGGAGCUAGGGAAGUUCGCAGUUUUCCUCCACGCCAAGAUGGCCGAGCUCCAGGUGAAGGAUCUGAGCCUGAAGCUGCAGGGCAUCCCCGGCCACGUGUUCCUUCUGCAGCUCCUCCACGGGCCACACGCGAAGCACCAGUUCCUGCUGAGAGCCCGGACGGAAAGUGAGAAGCGGCGAUGGAUCUCGGCCAUGUGCCCCUCCAGCUCCCAGGAGGACAAGGAGGUCUUCAGCGAAGGCCAAGACCGCCCCCAGGUCCAGUGUGUCAGGACAUACAAGGCACUGCAGCCCGAUGAGCUGACCCUGGAGAAGACUGACAUCCUGGCAGUGAGGACCCAAACCAGUGAUGGCUGGCUGGAGGGGGUCCGCCUGGCAGAUGGUGAGAAGGGGUGGGUGCCCCAGGCCUACGUGGAAGAGAUCAGCAGCCUCAGUGCCCGUCUUCGAAACCUCCGGGAAAACAAGCGGGUCACAAAUGCCACCAGCAAAGUGGGGGAGCCCCCCGCGUGACGGGCAGCUGUGGCCUGGGACGCCGGCUCCAUGCCCAGCUGCUGGACGGGUGUGGAGGGGCCUGCCGUGCCCCGUGCCCCAGGCCAUCGCUGCCAUGCCAUGGCCUGGCAUCAGGAGCUCAGCCUGUCUUCGCGGUCCUCAAAGUCCACGCUUCGGGACACACGCCACUCCCUUCCUCUGGCAUGGGGACUGCACAGGGGACCCGCGAUAUCUGGCAAGGACUGGGGCCCACUCCCUUCACCCUGCCGGACUCUUGGUCCCUCUGGCAGGGGCCUGGCUGGGGACAGCUCCGGUGCUGUUGGGUGCUGGGACUUGUGUACAUAUCUGUAUCCACAUCUAUAUCUGUAUCUGGGGUCUUCGGGCCACAGCCUGCAUGGGCCCUGGUUGCUGUGACUUUUCUGUAA
Hyaena hyaena (striped hyena) is the source of this 2822-nucleotide messenger RNA. RefSeq names its product Rho guanine nucleotide exchange factor 19 (gene ARHGEF19). Lineage: Eukaryota; Metazoa; Chordata; Mammalia; Carnivora; Hyaenidae. The transcript is spliced from 15 exons. Bases 1 to 2418 code for a protein of 805 amino acids. Gene Ontology annotation, molecular function: protein binding; guanyl-nucleotide exchange factor activity. Gene Ontology annotation, biological process: activation of GTPase activity; regulation of actin cytoskeleton organization. The record is from RefSeq and is a predicted model, not a curated record.